This is a messenger RNA of Plectropomus leopardus (leopard coralgrouper), 386 nucleotides long. NCBI's taxonomy places the organism in Eukaryota, Metazoa, Chordata, Actinopteri, Perciformes, Serranidae. The record is from RefSeq and is a predicted model, not a curated record.
GAGAACACUCACAGACUGACCCUGUCCAUGAGCCCAGAUGAGGCCUACUUGGAGAAACAGGCCAAGGCUGAGGAGGAGAUGCUCCAGAAGAAGAUCCAGGCUCUGUCUGACAGUGACAGAAAAGAUAUCUAUGAGAAAGGUCUGGAGCUGCUGGCUGCUCAGAGUAAAUCCCAGGAUGCCUCCUGUUUGCCUGCACUCAAAAUGUCUGACAUCGAGCCCACGAUACCCAUCACUCCUGUUCAAAUCAGCACUGCAGGAGGCGUACCAGUUCAGUACUGCGAGCAGCCCACCAACGGCUUGGUUUACUUCAGAGCCAUGUGUAGUCUCAACACCCUGCCAGAGGACCUCCAGCGUUAUGUCCCGCUCUUCUGCAGUGUCAUCACCAA